CCGCUGCUUAUCGGAUUAUAAGAAGAUCCGAUAUCUCCAGCCCGCAUCCAUCCCUAAAUCCUCGUCGAUUUGUUUCACGUCGCCAUCGGAUUCCCCCAAAUCGACUUUCCAGAUCCGAAGGAAUCAUGGGAUCGGAGCAGCGCCCGAGCACGGCGGCGGUGGCGGCCAGCCGCUCGCCAUUCCGCUAUAACUCGCCGCUAGUUCAGGUGGGGCUCAUCGGGAUCGUGUGCUUCUGCUGUCCGGGGAUGUUCAACGCGCUCUCUGGCAUGGGCGGCGGUGGCCAGGUCGACCACACAGCCGCCAACAACGCCAACACCGCCCUCUACACCACCUUCGCCGUCUUCGGCAUCCUUGGCGGCGGUAUCUACAACCUCCUCGGCCCCCGUCUCACCCUCCUCGCCGGCUGCUCCACCUACGUCCUCUACGCCGGCUCCUUCCUCUACUACAACCACUACCACCACCAGCUUUUCGCCAUCAUCGCCGGCGCCGUGCUCGGAAUCGGCGCCGGCCUCCUCUGGGCCGGCCAGGGCGCCAUCAUGACUUCCUACCCGCCGGCGAGGCGGAAAGGGACCUAUAUCUCCUUUUUCUGGACCGUCUUCAAUAUGGGCGGCGUCAUCGGCGGCCUCAUCCCCUUCGUUCUCAAUUACCACCGCACCGAUGCGGCCUCCGUCAACGACGGCACCUAUAUCGCCUUUAUGUUCUUCAUGGCCGCCGGCGCCGUCCUCUCCUCGCCAUCCUUCCCCUCCCGCGUCGUCCGCGACGACGGCAGCCGCGCCUCCGACAUCGCCUAUUCCAGCGUGCGCACCGAGUCGGUCGAGAUUCUCAAACUCUUCGCCGACUGGCGGAUGCUGCUUAUCGUGCCGGCCGCCUGGGCCAGCAACUUCUUCUACAGCUACCAGUUCAACAACGUCAACGGCCUCCUCUUCACCCUGCGCACCAAGGGACUGAACAACGUCUUCUACUGGGGCGCGCAGAUGAUCGGAUCCAUCACCAUCGGUUACGUCCUCGACUUCAGCUUCAACAGCCGGCGAACCCGGGGGUUCGUCGGCAUCACCACGGUCGCCGUGCUCGGGACCGCCACCUGGGCCGGCGGCCUCGCUAACCAGCUGCGGUACCCCGACGGCGUGUGGGCCGACAAACUCGACUUCAAGGACUCCGGCGCCAAGUUCGCUGGUCCCUUCGUCCUCUACGUCAGCUACGGCCUAUUAGACUCCAUGUUCCAGAGCUUGUGCUAUUGGGUGAUCGGCGCGUUGGCCGACGACUCCCAGACGCUCAGCAGGUUUAGUGGAUUUUACAAGGGAGUGCAGAGUGCGGGGGCGGCGGUGGCCUGGCAAGUGGACACGCGCGGGACUCGUCUUCUUCCCCAAUUGAUAGUGAACUGGUCUCUCACCACGGCGAGCUAUCCGCUGCUGGCUUUGCUGGUGAUGCUCGCCGUCAAGGAUACAGAAGACGGCGAGGACGAAAAGAGCAAGGCCCUCAAGACAUCAGCCAGUCUGCCUGUGGAGGAAAAUGCCCAAGGGAAAGGGAGGCCAUAGAGGCAGUGAGUGACCUAAUCAAUUUAUGCAACAUAUUCAAGAUAGUUUAAUAAGGUUUUUUAUAAUAAUAAUUGUUGAUGCGACCAAAAUUCA
Molecule: messenger RNA, 1628 nt
Organism: Zingiber officinale
Lineage: Eukaryota; Viridiplantae; Streptophyta; Magnoliopsida; Zingiberales; Zingiberaceae
Product: UNC93-like protein 1
Exons: 2
Coding region: 126-1535 (469 amino acids)
Source: RefSeq, a predicted model, not a curated record